UUUACAAAAUCUGUGGUUACAUACUAUUAAAAAUGGAAAGCCAGUAGCCACUUCAAGCAUGCAUUGUAAAGAUUCAUUGACAGUUUGGCUUUUUUCACCUCACCCUACUUACAUGUCUGGAUUUCUUCUUCUGUAUUUUUUUCCUGCAGUAAAAUAUUCCUUCCUGAAUUAGUUGCGGCCCAAGAUGAACACCAGUGGACCAGCAUAUCCCCUUGCUUCAUUAUAUGUGGGUGACCUACAUCCUGAUGUUACGGAGGCCAUGCUCUACCAGAAGUUUUCUCCUGCUGGACCCAUCAUGUCAAUUCGUGUGUGCCGUGACAUUAUCACUCGCAGGUCCUUAGGAUAUGCCUACAUAAACUUUCAGCAACCUGCUGAUGCUGAGUGUGCCCUGGAUACAAUGAACUAUGACGUCAUCAAAGGCCGUCCUAUUCGGAUAAUGUGGUCUCAGCGUGACCCAGGACUCAGGAAGUCUGGUGUGGGUAACAUCUUUAUUAAGAACAUGGACGAGUCUAUUGACAACAAGGCAUUGUAUGACACCUUCUCAGCCUUUGGAAAUAUCUUAUCCUGCAAGGUUGUAUGUGAUGAAAAGGGUUCCAAAGGUUAUGGAUUUGUUCACUUUGAGACAAACGAGGCUGCAAAUCGUGCUAUUGAAACCAUGAAUGGGAUGCUGCUGAAUGACAGGAAAGUUCGGGAAACAGGUUUUCAGUUGGAAUCUGGCAUUGACAAGCCAAAGGCCCCUUUCCUGUGGGAAAAAUGUCAGUUCUCCCUGUGUAGUUUUGUUGGCCACUUCAAAUCUCGCAAGGAGAGAGAGUUGGAGUUUGGCACAAAGGCUAUGGCAUUCACCAAUGUGUACAUUAAAAACUUUGGUGAUGACUACACUGAUGAAAAACUUAAGGAAAUGUUUUCUGCAUUUGGAAGAACUCUCAGCGUGCGGGUGAUGAAGGAUGAGAUGGGCCAUUCACGUGGAUUUGGCUUUGUAAAUUAUGCUAACCACGAGGAUGCUCAAAAGGCAGUUGAGGAAAUGAAUGGAAAGGAGGUAGAUGGGAAAACAAUCUACGUAGGACGGGCUCAGAAGCGGCUGGAACGCCAGGGAGAGCUAAAGCGCAAGUUUGACCAGAUCAAACAGGACCGCAUUCAGCGCUAUCAGGGUGUGAAUCUGUAUGUGAAGAACCUGGACGAUACCAUUGAUGAUGAGAGGCUACGGAAGGAGUUCGCACCAUAUGGGACCAUCACAAGUGCCAAGGUCAUGACAGACGGCCCCCAAAGCAAAGGCUUUGGCUUUGUCUGCUUCUCUUCACCGGAGGAAGCAACUAAAGCUGUUACUGAAAUGAAUGGCAGAAUUGUUGCAACCAAACCAUUAUAUGUGGCUCUGGCUCAGCGCAGAGAGGAACGAAAAGCUAUUCUCACCAAUAAGUACAUGCAGAGACUUGCUACCUUGAGGACCAUGACAAGUCCGAUCAUUGACUCGUACCAGCAGGCUGGAUACUACAUGACUGUACCACAGCCUCCCACUCGUUCCUUCUACAACCAUAAUGCUGGUGGCAACCUGAGAACUGUGCCUCGCUGGACAGGUCAAGCAUCACGAUUCCAGAGUCCCUAUUCGGCUCAGUAUGCUGGCAGUACAAGUUCUCGACGUGCUUCAACUUCCAUUGCUACAGUCAGGCAAGCUUCCACCCAAGCGCCACGCGUUGUAAAUUCUACACAAAAGACGAUAAACAUUGGGACCCAGACGGUGGGUGGACGCACUGAUGUGUCUGGUGUGGCCAGAAGCAACCAGUACAAGUACUCAUUUGCAGUGAGAAACCCUCAGCAGGUCAUUGCUAUACCUGCUCCGAUGACCAGAGUACAGGUUGCUCCUGCGCAUGUGAUGGAGCCAACAGUGCACGUUCAAGGCCCCGAGCCCCUCACCGCCUCUGUGCUGGCUGCAGCACCCCUCAUGGAUCAGAAACAGCUUCUGGGUGAGCGAUUGUACCCACUGAUCCAUGCCCUUCACCCCACACUGGCUGGAAAGAUCACAGGGAUGCUGCUGGAGAUCGACAACGCAGAGCUGCUACACAUGCUGGAAUCACCAGAGUCUUUGCAUUCUAAGGUGGAGGAGGCGAUUGCUGUCCUACAAGCUCACCAGGCAAAGGAACACUCUCCUAAAAAGUGAAAAACCCUUUCAGAUAUUGACAAUGUUCUGGAGGAGGAAAAAUGACAAAAAGAGUAAAAUGACAAAAUUGAAAAAAAAAGUUUGUGUGCAUUAGACAGUUAAGAAAUUUGUGAAGUUGAAUCUAUUUUGUUGUUGAAAAUACUUUGUGUUAGAGAAUAAAGUUCAGAAUAUGUGCAUUAAA
Messenger RNA from Thalassophryne amazonica, 2333 nucleotides. Its product is annotated as embryonic polyadenylate-binding protein-like. The record is from RefSeq and is a predicted model, not a curated record. Gene Ontology annotation, molecular function: RNA binding. Lineage: Eukaryota; Metazoa; Chordata; Actinopteri; Batrachoidiformes; Batrachoididae. Gene Ontology annotation, cellular component: ribonucleoprotein complex. The transcript is spliced from 16 exons. Bases 185 to 2152 code for a protein of 655 amino acids.